AUGUAUAAUGAGGUUCAACAGAAAGUUUAUGAAGAAUUACAACAAGCACCCAAUAUCUGUUUAACAACAGAUAUUUGGACUUCUCAAGCUAAUCAAGCUUAUAUGACAAUUAUAGCACAUUUUAUUGAUUUGAAGAAUAAUAAAAUAAAAAAUGUUGUAUUAGUAAGAAGAGAACUUAUAGGAAAUCAUACAAUUGAAUUUAUUGUAGAACAAUUAGAAAAUACUCGUAGUACAGGGUCAAUCGGUGAGAAAAUCAUUUGUUUAGCAUUUGAUACUUAUCCUACUAUGAGAAAAGUACUAUUAUGUACAGUAUUAUAUCCACAUUGGAAAAGUUUUCAACGUUCAGCUUAUAAGAAUUAUGUUGAAAGAUUAUCAUUAUUAAAUAAAUUGCAGGCAUUUGAAGCAAAACCACUUGCAUAUUUAUAUUUACAAGAACAAUAUAAUAGUUUGCUUGAAAACAAUUUAGUUACUUCAUCGUUCAAUAUUCAACAACACGAAGAAAAAGAAAAAGAAUUUGAUUUAUUUGAUAUAAUGAUAACAAAUCGAAACAUUCCAUCAUCUAAUAAUCGAAAGUCUGAGUUGUUGAUGUAUGAGAAUGAACGAGAAAUAUAUCGAAAUGCAAAUCCUCUUGAAUGA
Messenger RNA from Rotaria sordida, 636 nucleotides. The record is from the annotation of a GenBank genome assembly. Lineage: Eukaryota; Metazoa; Rotifera; Eurotatoria; Philodinida; Philodinidae.